This is a messenger RNA of Closterium sp. Yama58-4, 1509 nucleotides long. The record is from the annotation of a GenBank genome assembly. Lineage: Eukaryota; Viridiplantae; Streptophyta; Zygnematophyceae; Desmidiales; Closteriaceae.
AUGGCUGAAGCGCAAGCUCAGGGCGUGGAGGUGCAAUGCGUGCCGGAGAACAAGAACCUUCCGCCGCUGCUCGCGUCGUCAGAGCCCGGCGCGGACGAGCAGCAGCUGGGUCUGCGCUGCCGCUUCACGCGCAGCACGGGCGAGACGGAGGAGUACCCGGCUACCAUGAAGAAAGCGGGAAGCGGCGCGACGCAUUUCAGCUGCUGUUGCCCGUCCGAGGCCGUUCCGCGUACGGACUCGCGCGCGGCGCUGGUUUGGGGCGCGGAAGGCGAGGCGGAGGUGGCGUGCCGCGUGGUGGAGGCGCUGGAGGAGAAGAACGCGCCCGCCGUCAAGGAGCUCUCCGCUGCCGCUGUGUUUCGCAGCAUGUCGCUGCUCGAUCGUUUUCUGGCCGUGUGGAUCCUGCUCGCCAUGAUCAUCGGAGUGCUCCUCGGCUACUACGUGCCCGCCAUCCGCGACGCCUGGGAGACCGUCUCCGUCGCCAGCGUGUCGCUGCCCAUCGCCAUCGGCCUCUGGUGGAUGAUGUACCCCGUGCUUUGCAAGGUAGGGUUAUUUACCCUGCGCUCAGCAGCAAGGUAUGGUUUUUUUCCCAAGGCCGUAAAGAGAUCCACCAUCACUCACCCCCCAUUCUUUUCCCUCCACUCUGCCCUCCCGUUGCUCUCUUCCCCACCACCAGGGCUGGCAUGGGCCACUCUCCCCGACCAAGCAGGGCUGCGCUCAGGCGUCAUCCUGGUGGGCAUAGCGCGUUGCAUCGCCAUGGUGCUCAUCUGGAACCACCUGGCGGGCGGCAACGCCGAGUUCUGUGCCAUCCUCGUUGCCGUCAACUCCAUUCUGCAGGUGAUCCUGUACUCACCACUUGCCAUCUUCUACAUCGACGUUGUCUCCCAUGGCGGGUCAGUAGAUGUGUCCUUCUGGACCGUAGCCAAGAGCGUCCUCAUCUUCCUCGGCGUGCCUCUCCUCGCAGCUGUCAUCACGCGCUUCACGCUGCGCGCGCUGCUGGGAGCCAAGUGGUAUGAUGAGAAGUUCCUGCCGUGGUUCGGCCCCACGGCGCUGCUCGGGCUGCUCUUCACCAUCUUUGUCAUGUUCUCGCUGCAAGGCCAGAACAUUGGGAACAACAUUGGCAAGUGUUUGUCACCCCCUGCUCCCCUCUUGUACCCCAUCCCCAUCCCUUCCAUCAUCCAGGUCGCUCGUGUGUCUGUGCCUCUCCUGAUCUAUUUCGGAAUCGUCUUCUUCAGUGUUAUGGCCCUCUGCUGGCGCCUUGGGUUCGCCUACUGCGACGCCGUCACGCAGUCUUUCACCGCAGGGAGCAACAACUUCGAGCUCGCAAUUGCCGUCGCCGUGGCAUCCUAUGGCAUUGGCUCGGAUGAGGCCUUGGCAGCUGUUGUGGGGCCGCUGAUUGAAGUGCCUGUGCUUAUUGGUCUCGUUUAUGUCACGCUCUGGAUCCGCCAGAAGCUUCAGUGGAAGAACCACGGAGCUGUUCUGGAUGCUGAUGAUUUCUUGGAGAAGGAAUGA